This is a messenger RNA of Trichoplusia ni (cabbage looper), 2640 nucleotides long. RefSeq names its product 4,5-DOPA dioxygenase extradiol-like. Gene Ontology annotation, molecular function: ferrous iron binding; zinc ion binding; oxidoreductase activity, acting on single donors with incorporation of molecular oxygen. The record is from RefSeq and is a predicted model, not a curated record. NCBI's taxonomy places the organism in Eukaryota, Metazoa, Arthropoda, Insecta, Lepidoptera, Noctuidae. Bases 225 to 1148 code for a protein of 307 amino acids. The transcript has a single exon.
AUAAUGUCAUAGCUAAUAAGGUAAUAACUAAAGUCUAAAAUGCAAUUUUUGGCGACCAUCAUGAUGAAUGAUCAAUUUAUUAAUCUAUCCCGCUCAGGUGAAGUGGUAAACAUCGUGACUUCGCUAAACGUCAAACAUAUCAUAUAUUUUUUAUCAAUAUAAAUAACAUUCGAGGUUAAUUAAGUCAUUUUUUUUAUGCUUAGGGUCGAUAUAAGUCAGUUUACAUGCUUAUCCUCAACACAUUCACGAUAUUACUACAAGUGGCUUUCAUAGUGUUUAUGUCAUUACUGUCCAUGAAUAUAAUUCGUCAUUUUACAAGUGGAGUUAGAAAAAUGGCUUUAAUUGCUCCUGCUAUGUUUGUUAAUCACGGGGGAGGGCCUCUCCCUCUGCUCGGAGACAAGGACCAUGCAGGACUGACGAGAUUCCUUCGAGACGAGGUACAUAAACAUAUAAAUUUAAAAGAAAUUAAGGCGAUCAUUUUAGUCACUGCACACUGGGAAGAAAAGGUCGUAACAAUUUCGUCUGCUGAACACCACGAUUUGUACUUCGACUACUAUGGUUUCCCACCUGAAUCCUACGAAUACAAAUACAACGCCCCCGGAGAUCCGGAAUUAGCCGAACGGAUACACGAAUCAUUAAAAAAGGCGGGAAUCAAUUCGAAGUUGGAUCCGAAAAGAGGUUGGGACCAUGGAGUUUUUGUUCCAAUGAUGUUAAUCAACCCAAAGGCUAAUGUACCCAUAAUUCAAGUGUCAGUAUUAACAAAUCAAGACCCGGAACAACAUUAUAAGCUCGGACAAGCAUUAUAUGAAUUCAGGAAAGAAGGGAUUGCUGUUCUAGGGUCUGGAAUGUCCUAUCACAAUAUGAGAGAGUUUCGCAACCGUUACCAGUCUGGUGUAGUCAACAAAGAGUUUGAUGAUUAUUUAAAUAAGGUCUGUACUGCGGAGAGUGAGGAAGCAAGAAAAGAGGGUUUAGUGGCAUGGAGAGGGCAUAAGGGAGCAACAGAGGCCCAUCCAAUGCGUGCUGCUGAGCAUUUCAUGCCCCUGAUUGUUAUUGCUGGGGCUGGAGGCUCAAAGGCAGGUGAAAGAAUCUUCAAUUGGGAUAUGAGUGGAACCUUUAGAUUGAGUGCCUUUGUGUGGAAAGAAGAAUAAAAAAAUUGUCUGUGGUAUUGGCUUCAAGUAGUCAUUGGUUGUGAGCAUUUUUUUUUUCUAUAAAAGUCUGCUAAUAUGGCUGCCUUGUAAUUUAAAAAUCGAUAAAAAAAUUGCCAAAUAACAAAUUAAGUAUUGAUUGCAUUCUUCUCAUAUAUUAAGUACAGGAAAAAGAAAAAUCUAAUUUUAAAUUGUAUUAUUUUUUAAGUUUUAUUUGCAAUUUUAUUUUGUGUCUACACAAAGCCGAUUGCAAUCAUUUGUAUUAGCAUAAUGUAUUUAUGUUUUGUUACUAACCUUUUUAAAUAAUAAUUGACUUAAAUUGAAUAAAAAUAUCGAUUAUAAGAUUAUAACAUCUGUUACGCACAUCCAUAAUUAUUUAUUUAAUAGCAAUUUACUCACGCGUAUUUACCGGGUUUGCCUGACUUGUUCGACUCGUUCGCCCGCCGCUCAUGAUUAAGGACUCAGGUUGUGUCCGAAACUAGUCGGACGAUCCCGAUAAAUACGCGUGAGUAAACCGUUACUUCAUUAAUAAUUAUGCAAUUAUAAUAGGCCUCUUAAUAACGUAAUUUACUAAUUACUUGCACUUCCGAGGGUAGUUUGAUAUUUUGGUGAUGGGAUAAAGUCACAUAAUUAUCUUUUUAUAGUAUGCUGAACUGACGAAUGCUGUAUUGUUGUUUCUAUUUGAAAAUAGGUAAAUAGCCAUGUUAGCGGCCGGUGACAGCUUUCGAAGAGCAUAGUCCUCCAGAAAUCCCUCUAAAAACAUGUAUGCGAAGUUUCAUCACAGUCAGUAAAGUAUUUUGCGUGAAAGUGUUACAAACAAGCGGACAACAUUUCAAAUAUUAAUAGUUAUAACCAGUCCAGUAUAUUUAAGGGGUAAAUAAUAAAACAGAUGAAUCACACUAAAAUAUAGAUCAAAAUAUUUACCUUAAAUAGAUUUAAAUGAUAACAAAUUGCUUAAUUAGGAUAUUUAAAUUACCAUGAAGUUAUUAAGAGAUAGACCAAUCAUACAGACCGUCUGCCAUCGCGUCUUAAUAUUAUGAUGCUUGUGGAAGGGUGACAGCACUAUACACGGCGUAGAGUGCCAUCUCUUUUCCACACGUGAUGUAAUAUUACUUUAAAGGUGCGCCCUCAUGCACCCGUUCGACGCUCGUUUGCAGCGACGUAUCUGGCCACGACGAGAGUCUAGUUAUUGAUCUCCUAACCUCAUUCGUUCCCCGUGGCAAUUAUAAAUGUGAAAGAAAUAGGAGUUAUUUAUAGGAAUUCAUUCAUAAACAGCACCACACUUAUGUCGACUCGUCUCAGCACUCACUCUUACUUUUCCCAGCGACAAAGCUCAACAUUUUCAGCUUUGUCGCUACAUAGCACGUGACCAUAUUUGUCGCUGGAGAACAGCGUGGAGCGGCUGCAUGAGGCCGCACCUUAAAGGUCUAAGAGCCCGUGAACCCCAGACCUUCGUUAUUUUAUAAAAGCUGAAAGUUUGUCAGCGCAUACUCCC